GGAUGGGGGCGGGGGGAAGGGCCGGCCUGCGCCGGGCUCUGGCACCUCGGACUGGCUCCCCUGCCGGCCCCUAACAAAGGGAAGCUCCUGGGCCCGAGCCUCGGAGCCGAGCGGGCUGCGGACCCGGGACUGCGGAGGGAGUCCGGGGGGGAGGGUGUUGCCGCCGCCCUCCCGAGGAGCCGCCGCCGGAGCCAACCACAGGGGAAAUCAGCCCGGGAGUGAGUGAGUGACAGGCAGCAGAGAAGGAGCUGGCUUCAGAGAUACAGGUGGAGCCAACCAAGCUCUGGGGGAGACCAGUUAAUUCCGGCACACUUACCCCCGGACUCCAAAUGGUUCAAAGGGUGCAAUGCAAUUAAUACAAUGUCACCUAUGAAUGGGAGAGUUUGGAGAAUGUCACUAUGAAUAAGGAGUCCUUUUUCCAGUUGGUCAUUUUGCAAGACAGUCUCUGUGAUACUGACGGAGUCUCAGAGUUGGAAGGGAUCUUAGAGGCCAUUGGAGCCAAGAUUUACCUGAACAAGAACUCUUUGCUUGACAUACCUGACAACUGGUCAUCCAACCACUGAUUGAGGACCUCCACAAAGGAGAAGCUGACUCCUAAGACAGCCAAUUCCUCAAGGAAGCCCAUUUCACAGAGACUUCUGCCGGAAUGGUCCCCGUCAAGGGCGGAUGGAGAAGCCAGCCGCCUUCCAAGCGUCGCCUGCCCACUCGUGAGGCUGUGAGCUCAUGGCUGCUGGUCUGAGGGCACUAACCCACCGCAGGAGGGAACUGAGGCUCAAGGAAGUAAAGCCAUGGUCAUGAAUGGUGUCGAUGUCAAUUUCAGAGGCGUGAUUUCUUGCCCUGUGCCCAGGGACUCUGUGCGCUCCAGAAUGGUCCACAUCAACUUCUUCAGAAGGAUUAUGUAUGGGCUCUUGGCCUUCCUCCUCUUCCUCACCAUCUGUCUAUGGAAUGAAUCCAAGAAAGGCUACUCUGUUUCCUUUAGAUUAGAUUCCAAAGGCUUCCAGCUGCCCAGGACCCUGGAAAACUUGUCUAGGAGGCUGAGAACCAAGCCCGUGAACAUCACCGCCAUGGUGGGCCCCCAAAGAGAGAGCGAGGUUCCCCGCCCCAGGCCCAAGGUGGACAAGUUCAGUUACAAGGUCUGGGAUAAGGACAGUUCCUCCAAGAACCUCCCUGCUCGCUUGCAGAAGGUCCGGAAGAACUAUUUGCACAUGAACAAAUACAACGUGUCCUUUGAAGGAACGCGCCAGGUGGAGAAGCUCAGCACCAGUGGCUUGCUAUGCCAGCUUGCCAAUCGGGUGAAAGUCACCAUGAUCCAGGGGACUGACUUCCCCUUCAACACGUCCGAGUGGGAAAAGUCUCUCCCGCCCAAGAAUAUCCGGGAGAGCUUUGGAAGACUGGGCACGUGUGCCGUCGUCUCAUCUGCCGGAUCCCUGAAGGCAUCCUACUUGGGUACAGAGAUAGACAAUCAUGAUGCCGUCUUGAGGUUUAAUGGGGCACCCACAAAGAAAUAUGAAGAGCAUGUAGGAAAGAAGACAACUUUUCGUCUGGUCAACUCUCAGUUGGUCACCACAGACAAGAACUUCUUUGAUGACAGCCUAUAUAAAAAUGGAAUCUUAAUCAUAUGGGACCCCUCUCCAUACCAUUCGGAGAUCCCAGAGUGGUACAAGAAACCCGACUACAAUUUCUUUCAUAACUACAAGCUAUAUCGCAAACUGAACCCCAACCAGCCCUUUUAUAUCCUCAACCCCAAGAUGCCAUGGGAGCUUUGGGACAUCCUCCAGGAAAAUUCCCCAGAGGACAUUCAGCCCAACCCCCCGUCCUCAGGGAUGAUCGGAAUUGUGAUCAUGAUGAACUUCUGCGACACGGUGGAUAUAUAUGAAUUCUUGCCCUCAAAGCGCAAAACAGACAUUUGCCACUACUACCAGCAGUUCUUUGACAGCGCCUGCACGAUGGGUGCUUACCACCCGCUGCUCUUUGAGAAAAACAUGGUGAAGCACCUCAAUCAGGGGACGGAUGAGGACAUCUACCUGAAAGGGAAGGUGACGGUGCCGGGCUUGCAGGGCGUCCGCUGCUAGCAAGUGGCCCGGGCGCUUGUCUGCUUCUUGCUCGCCUGCUCCUCCUCUUGCUGACCAAAAGGCCUUUUCUGAAGCCCGUCCACACGCCCACAAGGUUCCCCACUGCCACUGCCCUGCGGGGGAAGCCAUUUCCUUCCCUUGGAUUGCCCCCGGGGGCUUCCCUUGUGCCCAGUGGCCCCUGGGAGGCUGGAGGCGGCCGAGGUCAGAGCAGAUGGGCACCUCCUUCCCUGCCUGCAGAGCCGGGGGUCGUAGGAGCCUGAGAGCCCCACACAUAGGGCCCUCCCCGGUCGGCUUCCCCGGUUCUCUUCCCAGCGCGGAUGGCAGUCCAGGGCGAGGAAGCCCGGUGUGGGCACGCGCCUUCUCGUCCCGAGUCCUCACCUGGACUUGAAUCGGCCUGACUUUGGCCCAGUGGCGCCCAUCCGCGGAGGGGCAGCGUUCUUGCCUCCAAGUGUUCUCCUUUAGUGAAGUAAGUUGGUCCCGGUGUCGCUUCCCAUCUAGCCCGCCCUUCCCGAGGCUCGGUCCAGGGAAAGCAGCCGGGUGCCAUUUUGUUGCCAUCUUGGCGCGUCUCCUCCCUUGGGAUGGCCCCGGCCCGGCCACGGGGCAGAUCGUUUCAUCUCUCUGAGCCUGAGUUUUCCCGUCUACAAAAUGGGAAUCAUAAAGCUACCUACCUCACAGGGUUGUUGUGGGGCUCCCAUGAGAGAAGGUCUAUAAGUGCGAGUAACUGUAAAGUGUUAUCUGAAUGUAUAUUGUCAACGGUUUGUUUGUACAGUCGGUUGUCCGUGUUCGCCAAAGUCUACACUGGAAGGAAACGAUAGCUAUUUAAACGUGCGACGUUUGGCUGACCCAGUCCUGGAACUGAGCCCCGGAGAAGACCUUGGAAACUGUUUAAUCCGGGGGCCGAUUCCCGGGGCAUUGGAUUCCAUCUCAAGGCUGCCCUGACUUUGGAGGAGAAAAACGUCGCGUCGGUCGUUUCCUUUAGCCCUCCUUGACACAUUUCGAAUGGAAGCAAUAAAACAUUCUGAGAAGGAUCUGCAGGUUUCAUCCGACGCUCCAAGGGGGCCAAGACCAGGAAGAGGCAAAGAAGCCCUAAGCUCGGUCAAACCCGCAUUUUACAGACGACGUUUGGUGCCUUUCCGAGUGGCUAAAUGGUUCUUUCCGAAGGUCAUGCAGGUUCGAACUAGCAAAGUUCCAGCUGGCACCCUGGUCUCCUGACUCCCAAUCCAGCAUCUUUUCCAAGUAGCUGCUGGCUUUUCUGAGUCCUCUGCCGCGUUCCCAGCCUGGGAGAGGAUGAGAGGACUCAAGCCAGCAGCCAGAGCAAAGCUGUGUAUGAUUCAAGAACCAGAGGAUUCGCUGAAGGGCAAUUAAAUGGAAUCACUACAGGCAGCAGAUGCCCCUGGCAAGAUCCGCAGGCGCGAUGGAGGCGAGUGAUGGAGGCUACCUUAUACUCCACCUCCAAGAUCUCUCUCCCCUCUUAAGCUUCUGAGAAUGUAAUUCGGGUUCUCAUCUCUCAAAUGCCCCCAGCUCAGAUACCAUAUUGCUAUUGAAUCCAUAUCACCUUCUGGGCUUUUAAAAGGGCUGUAUAUAUAUUUUUAAAAGAAAUAUGGGGGCAGCUAGGUGACUCAAUGGAUAAAAAGCCAGACCAGGGUUCAAGUCUGGCCUCACCUACUUCCCAGCUGUGUGACCCUGGGCAAGUCCCUUGACCCCCAUUGCCUGGCCCUGACCACUCUUCUACCUUGGAACCAAUACACAGCAUUGACUCCAAGAUGGAAAGUAAAGGUUAAAAAAAAAGGAAAUCCUCUCAACCUUGGGAAUUUCUUCUCUGUUUUCUGAUUCACUAGCAAAAUUGUUCUAAUAUGUGAUCAUUAGAAGAUUCAAUGGAGAUACAGGGAUGGAAACUGUGAUGGGCAGAAACCAAUCAUCUAUCCAAAUGUUCCAAUUAAUUUAAGGGGAGAAAGAAGCUUCUUGAGGCUAUAUUAUUUUGAAAUCUAUAUUCUCUAUUUAGAGAAGUAAGGUGAGAUAUGAUUAAAAUAUAAUUACUAAAGUGUUGGCCUCAUGAGAUAUGAAAAAUUUCAAUGACUUGGUGCUGUGGGCAGGUCUUGUAUUGAUUCCUUUUUGUUUUAAUUACCAUGUUGAAAUCUGUCAUCCUCAGCAUAUCUGUCUGAUCCUUUCAACCAAUCAUGUAAGCUUAUAGGGUUGGCUUCGACUUGCAAUAGCCGUCUCUGAGACUUCUGGGUUCCAGAAGGCCUGAGAAAGCUGUGUAAAUUAAUCUGGGAAUAUCCAAAGAAGUUGUACAAAUUUUAAUAAAUUUGCUUUCGUAAAA
This is a messenger RNA of Monodelphis domestica (gray short-tailed opossum), 4392 nucleotides long. It is a transcript of the gene ST6GAL1, whose product is annotated as ST6 beta-galactoside alpha-2,6-sialyltransferase 1. Lineage: Eukaryota; Metazoa; Chordata; Mammalia; Didelphimorphia; Didelphidae. Gene Ontology annotation, biological process: sialylation. Gene Ontology annotation, cellular component: Golgi apparatus. The record is from RefSeq and is a predicted model, not a curated record. Gene Ontology annotation, molecular function: beta-galactoside alpha-2,6-sialyltransferase activity.